Cloeon dipterum is the source of this 1219-nucleotide messenger RNA. It is a transcript of the gene Txl, whose product is annotated as Thioredoxin-like. Gene Ontology annotation, cellular component: cytosol. Bases 110 to 961 code for a protein of 283 amino acids. The record is from RefSeq and is a predicted model, not a curated record. Gene Ontology annotation, molecular function: protein-disulfide reductase activity. Lineage: Eukaryota; Metazoa; Arthropoda; Insecta; Ephemeroptera; Baetidae. The transcript has 5 exons.
AUUCAAGCUGUGUCAUCCCUUCAGGUCAGCUAAUCUUUUUCAGGAAAAACAGCAAACGCAUUCUCUUGUAGGCUAACUUGACUGUGGAACAGAGAGAAAUCAGAUCGAAAUGGUUCGAGUCAUAGCUGACGAUGCGAUGUUCCAAGCAGAGCUCAACUCAGCUGGAGUUAAACUUGUAGUCGUUGACUUCACCGCUACUUGGUGUGGCCCAUGUCAGAGGAUGGCCCCGGUGUUUGAGUCUCUGGCCAACAAGUACCCUAAAGCAGUUUUUCUCAAAGUGGAUGUGGACGAGUGCCAGGAGACGGCAGGCAACCAGGGUGUCUCCGCCAUGCCCACCUUUAUAUUCUACAGAAACCGAGUCAAGCUGGACAGACUGCAGGGUGCCGACCCGAACGGGCUUGAGGCAAAAAUCCAGCAGUAUUACGGCACUGAUGAGGCUGAGGAAGAUUCUGGGGUUGCUGGACACAUGGACCUGAACACCUUUAUCCUGAAGCAGCAGUGCGAGUGCAUGAACGAAUCUGAUGAACACCCUUUGGCCGAUUGUCUAACUAGUUCAAGCGACUUCCUUGAAUCUGACUGUGAUGAACAGCUGAUAAUCAGUUUAACCUUUAACCAAGCUGUCAAAGUGCAUUCGAUCAAAUUCAAAGGACCCCAAGAUAAAGGCCCAAAGAAUGUCAAGAUUUUCAUCAACCAGCCCCGCACCCUUGACUUUGAUGCUGCCGAAUCCAAUCAAGCCGUGCAGGAAUUAGAAUUGACUGCUAAGGACUUGGAAGGUGCUCCAAUGAAUUUGCGUUUUGUCAAGUUCCAAAACGUGCAAAACAUUCAGUUGUUCAUCAGCAGCAACCAGGCUGGCACCGAGACAACGCAAAUCGACCAUCUGGUAAUUUUGGGCUCACCCAUUUGCACAACCAACAUGGGAGAAUUCAAGCGGGUUGCAGGAAAGAAAGGCGAGAGUCACUGAAGCGUUAAAUAAUGGUUCAUUGAAAAUGAUUCCACUCUUUUGUAUCAUGGAGAACUAAAAAUAAACUUAUUAUUUAUCGCCUCGAACUGGAAGCUAUGUUAUGGCAUUGCGUUGGAGUCCACCUUGCAAAACUUAAAUAUAAACAUGAGAGCAAACUUGAGUGUUAUUAAUAAAAUUACCUUUUACCUUUUUUGAGCUAAAAAUAUUGUGAUGCGGGAAAUUAAUAAAUAAUUGAAAUUUUGAGUCCACAUUGAGCAA